Messenger RNA from Canis lupus familiaris (dog), 953 nucleotides. RefSeq names its product claudin 2 (gene CLDN2). Lineage: Eukaryota; Metazoa; Chordata; Mammalia; Carnivora; Canidae. Gene Ontology annotation, cellular component: bicellular tight junction; plasma membrane. Bases 59 to 751 code for a protein of 230 amino acids. Gene Ontology annotation, molecular function: structural molecule activity. Gene Ontology annotation, biological process: calcium-independent cell-cell adhesion; bicellular tight junction assembly. The record is from RefSeq and is marked provisional. The transcript has a single exon.
CUGCAGCCCGGAAGGCAAAGGAACAAGCCCUGAAGACACUUCUGCUGGGAGGUCCGCCAUGGCCUCUCUCGGCCUCCAACUUGUAGGCUACAUCCUAGGCCUCCUGGGGCUGUUGGGCACCCUGGUGGCCAUGCUGCUUCCCAGCUGGCGAACAAGCUCCUACGUUGGUACCAGCAUCGUGACGGCGGUCGGCUUCUCCAAGGGCCUCUGGAUGGAGUGCGCCACACACAGCACAGGCAUAACCCAGUGUGACAUCUACAGCACCCUCCUAGGCCUGCCUGCUGACAUCCAGGCUGCCCAGGCCAUGAUGGUGACAUCCAGUGCGAUCUCUUCGUUGGCCUGCAUUGUCUCUGUGGUGGGCAUGAGAUGCACUGUCUUCUGCCAGGACUCCCGAGCCAAAGACAGACUGGCGGUGGUGGGUGGAGUCUUCUUCAUCAUUGGAGGCCUCCUGGGCUUCAUCCCCGUUGCCUGGAACCUUCACGGGAUCCUGCGGGACUUCUACUCCCCGCUGGUACCCGAUAGCAUGAAGUUCGAGAUCGGAGAAGCUCUCUACCUGGGCAUUAUUUCCUCCUUGUUCUCCCUGGUAGCUGGCAUCAUCCUCUGCUUUUCCUGCCCACUCCAGGGAAAUCGCUCCGACUACUAUGACUCCUACCAGGCCCAGCCCCUUGCAACUAGAGGCUCUCCAAGGCCGGGUCAACCGCCCAAAGCCAAGAGCGAGUUUAACUCCUACAGCCUGACAGGGUAUGUGUGAAGAACCAGGGGCCAGAGCUAGGGGGGCGGUUGGUGGCCGAGUCUGUGAAAACCAGUGAACAGCACCUCCCAAACCACCACCCCUGGGGCCACAGGUGAGGGACAUUGGCACUGUAUCAUGUCAGAAGGUGCUGCUGAGGCUAGAUUGACUUUGCCCACUGGAUCAAGUGAAGGCAGAAAUGAGAACUGGUGCAACAGCAUGC